This is a messenger RNA of Rotaria sordida, 85 nucleotides long. Lineage: Eukaryota; Metazoa; Rotifera; Eurotatoria; Philodinida; Philodinidae. The record is from the annotation of a GenBank genome assembly.
UGCUAUUGAAAUACCUAUCUUCCAAGAUUCGACUAAACUUAAUACAAAUACAUUUCUGGGAUUGAAUAAUAAAAUGUUUUUUUAA